Molecule: messenger RNA, 3509 nt
Organism: Acanthaster planci (crown-of-thorns starfish)
Lineage: Eukaryota; Metazoa; Echinodermata; Asteroidea; Valvatida; Acanthasteridae
Product: protein FAM228B-like
Source: RefSeq, a predicted model, not a curated record
AUAAACUGAACAUAGCAACAACAAAGCUAGCUACACUAAUCAGUCAACAUGCCUCCACGCGUACCGUCGACUUCGUGAACUGGUGAAUAAGCUCCAUGCAUCCCCAUAGAUUGUAAUUAUGAAAACUUCUCAAUGGUAAAUUAACUAUCAAACAGAGAUGGCUACAGGAGAAAGGUGCUGUGGAAUAAAGGUCCAUUCUCCACAAUUACACGAAGCACUAGUGGCUGAUGUCAGACCGACAGAACGAAUAAAAUCAUCGCCUGGCAGACGAGACACAAGAAGGAAAUUGCCGGAGACCAAGCGACCAUGGUCAACACCAGUCAGUCGGUCAAGCACCACACUAUCAGCUAACAGCAGCCGGUCAUCACUAGACCAGAGUACCAAGAUACAGAACUGGCUUUGUCAGAAAUCCAUACGUGGUGUCCAGGAACGUGCAGAUCCAGAAUCGAAAGAAACCAAAAAAUUGUACAUGGCAAUUUUAGAUAGAGAAAACACAUUUGUCAAGGAUGUUGAUAAUUUUUUGACUGAGAAGUCUUUCUUGGAUCUGCGCAAGAAAGAGAUGUUGUACAAGAAGUGGAAUGAACGCAUCUUUGCACCACUGGAGGAGCAGAUCUACCAAGAGAUGAAGGGAAACUACGCAGCAGUAGACAAGAGAAAGAGGGCGCUCUUCCUUGAGUAUUUACAACACAGGAAUAAAAAGGGUUUUGUUUCCUUAGAUGUCUAUGACCCAAAAGAGUAUGACCCUCUUAAGUUGGUGGUACCCCGACCAGCUCCAAUUGUAGCCAAGACGGAUACCCUUAACGACCCCCUUAUAGCCCAGCAACGCAAUAGAAAUGAAGAAGAUAGAACUAUCAUCAGAUGUAGAACAGGGAGAACCCUCUCCGAUUCAGCAGUUGAGGUCCAACACUUGCCACCGUUACCCCUAGUGCCCCUAGGAAGGCACGGAACUGAUUGUCGUACAUGGCUUGCCAUGCCGCUGCAUGACAUUGAGAGCCCAGUCAGAUUGGGCAGCAGGCGGCGCAUGAAAGGUGUUUUCAACGACUGCCAUUUUGACUUUGAGGAGUGGUCCAAAUUGCCUUUUGACCCGGUGAUCGUUGAUGAAGAGAUGAAAUGCCAGAAAAAGAGAAUGUACACCAGCCAACAGCCUACCAUGGUUUCCACCUAGGCAGGUCCAUCUAUUGGUGAAAGGUUGGAUUUACAAAUGACCUCGUAACAUGCAUAUCAAUCAGGAGCAAGUUUGGUGCCUGUUGUCUAAAAGUUGCUGAUGAGCAUGUCACAUCUCUUUGUCUCUGUCUGAUUGUGUAGUUGAGCGGCCAAAUUUGCUCCUGUUUUCAGUCACAUCAAAAAUCAGGAGCCAUUGGGCAAAAAGUUGUUUUCAGCAUUCCAUGAAUAACUUUUGUAAUAGGAUUCUUGCUCUUUCCAUUUCAUUUCAGACACACAGUUUAACCCCUUUACUGCUGAAAAUAAAUGCCACUCUGUGCUCUAUACUGCUUAGCACAGUUUCCUCAUGCUAAGUACAAAUGUAAGCUUAGCAGCACCAUGUGAUUUCUGGUAAGCAGUGAAGAGGUCAAUAGCACUGGUGGUUAUGUAUUUUAUUUCCUGUGUAAGCUGGGUUACAUUUCAAGAAUAAUUGAUGUUGUUUAUAUGUAUUAAACGUUUGUUGUGUAUUGCUGCUGAAAUCCAUUGAGACUGCUGAACCAGUGCUGAAUGAUCGGAGGGUACCUUCAAUCCAGAAAGUAUCGUUAACUCCAUGCCUGCACAACAGGAUUCAUUCGGUUCCCUCCUUGUCUACAUUUUUAAGCUGUUUUUGAGCAAAACCUUGAAUUGGUUUUGCCUACUUAGCAUUUCUUAUUGAGACAUGCCUUAUGUGGUUGCUUCUUUUAUGGACUCUAGUCAAGAAAGAGUUUCAACUCUUAAUCUUGUCUGUUCCAGUUGUCUCAUGGGAGCCUGUGUCAUUUUUUGUUUGUCGUUGGCUGAAUCAACCUUUUUCUAGUUUUCAUGCAGUGGCUGUAUUUUUACAUAAAACUGUACUUGUAUCUUCCAUGACUUGUCUGUGUCAAUCAAACAAAUAAGACUUGAGGCCUUCUACAUUAGUAAUAAUAUUUGGUAUGCAAAUGAAUUUUUCAAACACAUUAUGCAUUGGAAUUUCAUAUGUAAAUGUAGAAUUUUGAUAAAUAAUUUUUAUGCACUGCAGUAUUGAUAUGGCCAGGUGAUGUUUUGGUUACAGCCAAAUAUUUCUUUCGUUUGAUAAUGGUGAGUGGUGAAAGGAGUGAGUGGAAGCUUUGGAGUGUGGUUCUGCGUUGAAAAAAAAAUUGAAAACUGAAAACAUUUUUUUCUGAGUAGACAUUCAUGUAGCCUUCCCCGCUUAGCUUUCUCUAUGUCUACAAAGGGAAAAUCCAACGCACAGACUUAAUCUAAAUCGACAAUUUUAUUGAUAUACACGUUAUAAAAACUGUUAGGUACCGUCAGCACGUGCAGAGACUAAGCUGGCUUGCCUUAAACACUGAGGGCGCUACGGCCUGCAAUCUGAUGGGACGCCAUCGAAGCAUGGCUUCCGAUUUCCCACUACACAGCUCUCCAUAUACACUGUGCAUGUAUAUGGAAGAAAUUGCUUUAUUGAGAUGCAGCUUGGCUAGCAAGCCUCUAGAACAAAGUCUCGUUUUCAUGAGCAGAACUACACAACGUAAGCUUCUUUAGCAACAUUACGCAAGUUCGAUCAAGGACCGUAGUUACAUACAUGGUUCGACUAACUGCGAUCGAACGUACAUUUGGAUUUUGUCUGGAUUAGUCAACUGUUAUUUUGUGCUGCCUACCGAGGUUGGUCACGUCGUUGGUUGCCAUGAACCGUUUGUAAUAGCACAGUGCAGAGAGGACCAGUUAUAAGAAAAUUGCUGGAAAACAGUGUGUCACCAGUAAACCACCAAGUUCACUUAUCUUUGCUAUUUUGCCCUUCCUGCGGCUACCUGUUCGCCCCUUCGGCCUUAUGACUUGACAACGGUUGAUUGUAAGGUCCUUCGCACAUCAACAUCACUGCACUUGCGCUAGGUACGUCACGAAUCAACCACUCGGUAACUAGUGGUCCUUGAUCGAAUUUACCCGUUAAAAAUAUUCUAAUCUGAACACAGUGAACUACAAUCUUCUAUGCACAAUUGUACAAAUUCUGCCGUAUUGGUACUUAUCAUCCGCUCCAUAAAUGCCACCGGUAUUUAAGCAUUGCACAAUAUUUCCUAUGCACCAAGUUUUUUUUAAUAACACUGAACAAAUCUGCAACGUGACUCAGGUCUUUGGCACUUUUUGACUUUAAGUUGAUGAUGAUAUUGGAACAAGCGAGGUGGAGGGUUGCUGGGUUAAAUUUGUAGAACCAGUGAAGAGGAAGGAUUUUACGUGACUAUCGUCUUACUUUUUUGAAUCACAGGUUAAGCGAGUUUUUACAAACAAUGGGUUCUGUAGAAUUUUUUUAAAGACAAUGGAAUAUGGAAUAAAACGAUAUAUAUGUCCAGGAAAGAUUA